Molecule: messenger RNA, 447 nt
Organism: Arabis nemorensis
Lineage: Eukaryota; Viridiplantae; Streptophyta; Magnoliopsida; Brassicales; Brassicaceae
Source: the annotation of a GenBank genome assembly
AUGACAUUCCCAAACCACUACUCUAUUGCAACCGGACUCUACCCGGCUUACCACGGUAUAAUCAUGAACAAAUUCACUGAUCCAGUAACCGAAGAAGUGUUCAACAAAGGCCUAGCCCCGAAAUGGUGGUUAGGCGAGCCGUUGUGGGUAACCGCAGCAAACCAAGGUCGUAAGGCUUUGACUUACUUUUGGCCAGGUUCUGAAGUUCCCAAAGGUUCUUGGACUUGCCCUAAAGGAUUGUGUCCACAUUUUAAUCUUUAUGUUUCUUUCAAAGAAAGAGUCAAUACUAUCUUGAGCUAUUUAGAUCUCCCUGAGGACGAAAUCCCUGAUUUGAUGAUGUUGUAUUUCAAUGAGCCGGACGGAGAGGGUCAUAACUACGGUCCUGAUGAUCCUCGGGUUACAGCUGCGGUCACGAGGGUCGAUAAAGCGAUCGGGAGGGUUAUUUAG